This is a messenger RNA of Cuscuta epithymum, 5412 nucleotides long. Lineage: Eukaryota; Viridiplantae; Streptophyta; Magnoliopsida; Solanales; Convolvulaceae. The record is from the annotation of a GenBank genome assembly.
AUAACACCUUUUAAUUACUUUUUCCUAUUUUAUAGAAACAAUUAUUACUCAACAAGCUACUAUUUCCCAUCUUCUUCAUUAUCAUAAUCAGCUUUGAAUGCAUGAUACAAAAUUUUGUCUCUUUCACAUCGACAAAAACCUUCAUUACAUCAAUCAAGAGGUGACAUGAUUCUGAUCUCGACCAAGGCCAGAACAUAAUCACAAUAGAAUGCAAGGAACAUCUGUGAAUAUAAUAGUAGGUUCUCAAAUUUGGAUUGAGGAUUCAUCACUUGCUUGGAUCGAUGGGCGUGUUUCAAAGAUCAAUGGUGAAGAAGUUCAUGUCGACACAAGUGAUGGGAGACAGGUGGUUGCAAAUUUAUCAAAAAUAUAUCCCAAAGACGAGGAUGCACCUGCGGGAGGAGUAGACGACAUGACCAAGCUAUCCUAUCUUCAUGAACCUGGAGUGUUGCAAAAUUUGAAAACCAGAUACCAACUAAAUGAAAUUUAUACAUAUACUGGGAGCAUACUAAUAGCAAUAAACCCAUUCCAAAAACUGCCACAUAUAUACGAUGUCCACAUGAUGGAACAAUACAAAGGAGCCCCUCUUGGAGAACUUAGUCCCCAUGUUUUUGCUAUUGCUGAUGUUGCUUUCAGGGCAAUGCUUAACGAGGGGAAAAGCAACUCAAUUUUGGUUAGCGGGGAGAGUGGGGCUGGUAAGACCGAAACAACCAAAAUGCUUAUGCGCUACCUUGCAUAUUUGGGGGGCCGCAAAGGUACUGAAGGUCGCACCGUCGAACAACAAGUCUUGGAGUCAAAUCCAGUCCUUGAAGCAUUUGGUAAUGCAAAGACUGUUCGAAACAACAAUUCCAGUCGUUUCGGAAAAUUUGUUGAGAUUCAAUUCGACAAGAAUGCAAAAAUAUCGGGAGCAGCUAUUAGAACUUAUCUCCUCGAGAGAUCUCGUGUUUGCCAGGUUUCAGACCCUGAGAGGAACUACCAUUGUUUCUACCUUCUCUGUGCAGCUCCGCCGGAGGAAAUUGAAAAAUACAAGCUAGGGGAGCCUAAGUCCUUUCAUUACUUGAAUCAGUCAAGUUGCUAUGAGCUGGUCGGGGUCAGUGAUGCUCAUGAUUAUCUUGCAACACGAAGAGCUAUGGAUGUUGUUGGAAUCAGUGAUACCCAUCAAGAAGCAAUAUUUAGAGUUGUGGCUGCCAUUCUUCAUCUCGGAAAUAUUGCAUUCUCAAAGGGAAAAGAAAUUGAUUCAUCUGUUCUUAAAGAUGACAAAUCAAAGUUUCAUCUCAAAACAACAGCAGAGCUUCUAAUGUGUGACUCUGAUGCAUUAGAAGAUGCAUUAUUAAAGCGUGUGAUGGUCACCCCUGAAGAGGUUAUUAAAAGAAGUCUUGAUCCUGAGAAUGCAGCAGUCAGUAGAGAUGGUUUAGCUAAGACUAUAUAUUGUCGCUUAUUUGACUGGUUGGUAGACAAAAUAAACAGUUCGAUUGGUCAAGAUCCAAACUCAAAGUCACUUAUUGGAGUUCUUGACAUUUAUGGUUUUGAAAGUUUUAAAAGCAAUAGUUUUGAACAGUUUUGCAUUAAUUUUACAAAUGAGAAGCUGCAACAGCAUUUUAACCAGCACGUGUUCAAGAUGGAACAAGAGGAAUAUACAAAAGAAGAAAUUGAUUGGAGCUAUAUUGAGUUUGUUGAUAACCAAGAUGUCCUAGAUCUGAUUGAAAAGAAACCUGGGGGUGUCAUUGCUCUUCUUGAUGAAGCCUGUAUGUUUCCCAAGUCAACUCAUGAAACUUUCGCUCAAAAGCUUUAUCAGACAUUCAAGAACCACAAGCGCUUUGUCAAACCAAAACUGUCUCGUACUGACUUCGCAAUUGCUCAUUAUGCUGGAGAGGUUCUAUACCAAUCUGAUCAGUUUUUGGACAAGAACAAAGACUAUGUUGUUCCUGAGCAUCAAGAUUUGUUAAGUGGCUCUAGAUGCUCAUUUGUAGCUGGACUUUUCCCUCCUAUUCCCGAUGAGACAAACAAAUCAUCCAAAUCUUCAAAGUUUUCAUCAAUUGGCUCUCGUUUUAAGCUACAACUCCAACAAUUGUUGGAGACUCUGAGCUCCACCGAACCUCAUUACAUCAGAUGUGUGAAGCCAAACAAUCUUCUAAAACCCUCCAUCUUUGAGAAUGUCAACAUCUUGCAGCAACUGCGUUGUGGCGGAGUCCUCGAGGCGAUUAGAAUUAGUUGCGCUGGCUACCCUACUCGUAAGACCUUUUUUGAAUUUCUUAACCGUUUCGGUCUUCUUGCUCCCGAGGUAUUGGAAGGAAGUUAUGAUGAAAAAGUUGCAUGCAAAGCUAUUUUGGAUAAGAUGGGGCUUGCAGGUUCUCAGAUUGGUAAGACAAAAGUUUUCCUGCGAGCUGGUCAGAUGGCUGAGCUUGAUUCUAGGAGGGCACAAAAGCUAAACAAUGCAGCCAAGACAAUUCAAAGGAAAACUAGAACUCAUAUUGCCCGGAAAUACUUUCUUGCCUUACAAGAGGCUGCAGUAUCUAUGCAAUCUGCAUGUCGAGCCUGGAUCGCUUGCAAAUUGUUUGAACAUAUGCAAAGGGUUUCUGCUUCUCUUAAGAUACAGAAAAAAUUGCGUGGACGCAUGGCCUGGAAGUCAUACAAGAAUCUUCAGUAUGCAGUAAUUACUGUUCAGACAGGGAUGCGGGCAAUGGCGGCCCGCAAUAGUUUCAGAUACAAAAACCAAAACAAGGCGGCAACUAUGAUACAAGCACAUUGGCAUGGUCAUAGAGCUUUCUCAUACUACAAGAAACUCAUAAGGGCAUCAAUUGUAACACAGUGCAGAUGGAGGGGAAGGGUUGCAAGGAGAGAGCUUCGAAAACUAAAGAUGGCUUCAAGAGAAACGGGGGCACUUAAAGAAGCAAAGGAUAAGCUUGAAAAAAUGGUUGAAGAACUUACCUGGCGUGUCCAGCUGGAGAAAAGGCUAAGGACAGAUUUGGAAGAGGCAAAAGGCCAAGAAAUUGCAAAGUUGCAGAGUUCCUUACAAGCGUCGCAAAGCAAAGUGGAAGAAACAAAUGCACUGUUAAUCAGUGAACGGGAAGCGGCUAAGAAAGCUAUUGAAGAAGCGUCUUCAAUUGUCAAAGAGACACCUGUACCCGUUGAAGAUACAGAAAAAAUUGAUUCCUUAACUGCAGAAGUUGAAAAUUUGAAGGUUCAAUUGCAAUCCGCAAAACAAAGGGGAGAUGAUUCUGAAAGUAAAUGCGUAGAAUUGUUGAAAUCAAGUGAAGAAAAGGAUCUAAAGUUGGAAGAAACUGAAAAAAGAGUUCAACAACUUCAGGAGUCAGUCACAAGGCUUGAAGAGAAGAUGGCCAACCUUGAGUCGGAAAAUAAAGUCCUUCGUCAACAAGCUUUAGCAAUGGCACAAAGUACGAAAUUGCAAUCAGUGCGGUCAAGGUCAAUCAUUCAGAGAACUGAAAGCACAAAAAGUACCAUUAGCACAUCAGAUCUUCACAGUCAUUCACUAAAUGCAAGAGAUGGUCAUGAGGUUGAGGGAAGACCUCAAAAAUCCCUCAACGAGAAACAACAAGAGUAUCAAGACUUGCUCAUCCGCUGUGUUGCUCAGCAUUUGGGCUUUUCUAAGGGAAGGCCUGUUGCUGCAUGCAUAAUCUACAAAUGUCUUAGGCAAUGGCGGUCUUUUGAAGUUGAGAGGACCAGCAUCUUUGACCGGAUAAUACAGACCAUCGGCCAAGCUAUUGAGAAAACCCAGGAUAACAAUGAUAUAUUAGCUUAUUGGUUGUCAAAUGCAUCAACUUUGCUGCUUCUGCUUCAACGUACAUUGAAAGCUAGUGGGGCUGCUGGGAUGGCUCCACAGCAUCGACGAUCAUCAUCCGCAACUCUUUUUGGGAGAAUGACACAGAGUUUUCGUGGAACUCCUCAAGGGGUGAAUCUUUCUCUCAUUGAUGGUGAUUCACCAGGUGGGGUGGAUACCUUACGCCAAGUUGAAGCCAAAUAUCCCGCUCUUCUAUUCAAGCAGCAGCUAACAGCUUAUGUGGAAAAGAUUUAUGGAAUGAUCCGUGAUAAUCUGAAGAAAGAGAUCUCUCCCAUGCUUGGGUUAUGCAUCCAGGCACCAAGGAUAUCAAGGGCAAGCUUGAUUAAAGGGACAGCACGUACCCUUGCAAAUGCUGCUGCUCAAGAGAUUCUGAUUGCUCACUGGCAAGGAAUUGUCAAAAGCCUUUCCAAUUUUCUGGACAUGUUGAAAGCCAAUCAUGUACCUCCAUUUUUAGUUCGCAAAGUAUUUACACAAGUGUUCUCGUUCGUCAAUGUCCAACUGUUCAACAGCCUCUUACUAAGACGAGAAUGCUGCUCAUUUAGCAACGGUGAGUAUGUUAAGGCCGGGCUUGCUGAGCUUGAACAUUGGUGCUAUAAAGCAACUGAUGAGUAUGCAGGUUCAGCAUGGGAAGAGCUCAAACACAUAAGGCAAGCAAUAGGAUUUCUGGUCAUUCACCAGAAACCGAAGAAGACACUUGAUGAGAUAAGCCAUGAUUUAUGCCCUGUGCUUAGUGUUCAACAGUUGUACAGAAUCAGUACAAUGUACUGGGAUGACAAAUAUGGCACUCACAGUCUUUCACCCGAAGUUAUAUCCAAUAUGAGAGGUAUAAUGACCGAAGAUUCAAACAAUGCUGUCAGCAGUUCUUUUCUGCUAGAUGAUGAUUCGAGCAUACCAUUCUCAGUGGACGAUCUAUCGAAGCCAAUGGAGCAGAUUGAUAUCUCAGAUAUAGAACCGCCACCGCUUAUUCGUGAAAAUUCAGGAUUUAGUUUCUUAUUACCACGUGCAGAUUGAUAGAUUUCAGUUGAUCUUUAGCAGUUCACUGACAACAGUUGAAUAGAAGCCCAUCAGCUGGCAAGCUUGCAGACAAGUUUUUUGGUUUUCCUUCAAUGUUUUUUUGGUUCCCUCUUUUUAGUUGUUUUUUUUUCUGGCAAGCUUAGCGUUGUGUAGUGAUAGAGAGAAGGAAAACAUAGAACUAAAGAGAACUGGGUUGUUUAGACGCACAAUAUAGCAGAAGGUAGAUGAUUGAUCAUUGUAUUGAUUAUCAUGGUAAUUUGAUGUAUACCAAGAACUCCAUAUAUCGUUGUUGACUUCAUGAACAUAUAAUAGCAAGAAACAAAGUCCUUUCAUUUCUACCCAUACAUCAAGUGGACGGUUGAUAACGGGGAUUUAUACUGCGGGAUGGUGUUUUCACGUUGUCCCCAUCCCAAAACGCACACGAGUUCGUAUAUCGUACAACUGGUUGUAUGGUGUAUAGCAUACAAUAGGGCAUUUUUGUAAUUUUAGGUGAAAAUUGUGGCUUCUAUUAAUUGAGCAAUACUUUUUGUAAAUUCGCUACUUGUUUAAAAAAAACUUUCUGUGUAAUGUUUCAAACUUUCAAUAUAUCAAGUUUUCCUUAA